GAUGGAUCCCAAAAUCAUAGAGUCAUUGUUGGAAACGGUUCAAAUACACAAAAAUGCUGUGAGACCCGAAGGACUUUUCAGAAAAACAGGCAGAUUAACUGUUCAGGACAAACAAGGGACUUGAACAUUUUUGAACAAUGAACAAUUUUGGUAAAAUAAUUAACAUUUUGCAGAUUCUGCAAGGUGUAUGUAAACUUUUGACUUCGAUAAUCAAAGAAAGAAGCAGACAGUUCAAAUUUUAUAGUUUUGAUGACUUUAUUGUUUUUAUAAUUUAUGUGGAAAAUACCAAAGAAAUUAGUAUUGGUAAAAACUAGCGCAGCUAGUGGUAGAAUUUGCCAUUAAACUAACAUUUAAUUUAAAUUAAGUUUGCAAAAUCAUCUAAAGAAGGGAUGAGCAGUAAACCUUAAAUAUUUUAAGUGUGUUAAAUAUAGAUAUUAUUAUAGAUCAAUACAGAUCGGUUUUGGACAAAACUACGAAACCCCAAGUUUAAAAAAAAAAGGAACUGUGGAUAAAUGCGAGAAACCAUUUUUGAUGACAUGUACAGUUACAAGCUAUAUAUUGAGUGAAGCUCAAAAUUACAACAACUUCAGCACUGGAGAAACACACAGAACCUUCGUUUCAAUAAAGAUUCAUUCUUUAUUUCCAUAAAGAAGACAAAUCCACCCCUAAAAAGCGAUGGCUGCGAUAGUUACCGGGCUCAUCCCAAUCCUCCGCACCGCUGUGGACUCCACCGCCACCUAUAAAGGUCGUACCAUGUGGUUCGGCUUGCUCUGCAUCCGCCUGGUGACCGUCUUUCUGGCUCAGUUUCCGUGGAAAAGCCUAAAUGAGGAUUUCGAUUGUGACACCCCAAACAAAUUCUGCGUUAAAGCAUGUUUUAAUACACACUUCGACAAUUCUAUAGUGAUGGCGUGGCAUUUCCUCUUUAUCCUUCUCGUGCUCUCGGUUCUUCUCAUGGAGCUGUUUUCUUCCCAUCUUCGAUCUGCAUUCCAGAAGAAGAAGGAGAGAGAAAUGGCAUCUCAAGGCGAGCAGGGAGGCGUCACUGAUCCCACCAUGACUGUUGGCGGAAGGAUGAUGAUUGACCUUCACAAGAGCAAAAGCAGUGUGGUGGUGUACCUGCUCAGCGUCAUGCUGCGGAUUGCAGUGGAGGUUUUGUUCGUGUACGUCUUGGUCUGCUGGGUUUUGCCUAAACUGGAUCUAGGGCCAUAUUCUUGUGAUGCAAGUUUUAGUAAUUGUUCAGAAGUGAAAUGUGUGGUUCGAGGAGUAGCAGAAAAGAAAAUGUCUGUCUAUGCAUUACUGUUUAUAUCUGCCCUGGUGAUUAUAACAAGCGGUAUGUUCUGUUUGUACUCGAUAGGCCACUAUCUCUGUGAUGGUUAAGAAAAGCUCCCAUUGAACAAAAGCAUGCAUCUGUAUAUAAAUUAUAGCUUUCUUUUUAUCUUAAAUGCUUUAUGGCUUACAGAUUAAUAUUGUGAUCUGUAUUAACUGCAUUUUUAAUCGGUGUAAUUUAAAUUCUAAGCUUAGAUGUAACUGCAAUAAACCAAGAACAAAAAUUAGUCAAGGAAAUGCUUUUUGGCACCGUGUGGUGUUUCUGUGUCUGCAUUUUUGUGUUGUUUAGUCUAGGUGAGAAGUCAUUUUUUGUGUGAAUGCUGACUGAGCUAUUUUGUUUUACAGUUCAGCUGUUGUACUUUUCAAGUAGAUAAAAAGUUUUCACAAAGAAUCACCAUAAUUGCUUUUUGUUUUGCUGGCCAGAUUUUAUUUCUUUAUAUUCUCUACUCACAUUUACAUAUAUUAAAUUAAAGUCAAUUAAUAACUAUGACAGCUGUUUGAGCGUUUUAAGAUAAUCACAGGCCAUACUGUAAAAUAUAUUUGGCUGAUGGAAGGGAUCAGUUGCAGAGGUCUGUGUUGCAGCACCGUUUCACCACCUGAGGAGGCACGUCGGCAGCACACUCAUUAGAGGUGGCACAUCUGCGCACCUCAC
Labeo rohita (rohu) is the source of this 1975-nucleotide messenger RNA. RefSeq names its product gap junction protein zeta 1 (gene gjz1). Gene Ontology annotation, cellular component: connexin complex. Lineage: Eukaryota; Metazoa; Chordata; Actinopteri; Cypriniformes; Cyprinidae. Gene Ontology annotation, biological process: cell communication. The coding region runs from base 676 to 1374 and encodes 232 amino acids. The transcript is spliced from 2 exons. The record is from RefSeq and is a predicted model, not a curated record.